AUGGCGACACCGGCCGCAGGCGAAGCACCAAUACAGCUGGGAACGUUCCGGCGGCUCGCGCGAGAAGCGCUGCCAUAUGCUCCGGACAUGGUAGUAGAAAAAUGGCGCAGCACAGCGACGGGUCUGACUGUACUAUGGUCACAGUUUGAAAAUCCACUUGUGAAUGCCUACAUUACGCUGGCGACAGAGAUCUUCACCGAUAGCGGCGUGCCGCAUACACUGGAGCAUCUGGUGUUUUUGGGCAGCAAGCAGUACCCGUACAAAGGCGUGCUGGACAGUCUAGCGAAUCGUGCGUUUGCGCAGGGCACAAAUGCGUGGACGGCGAACGAUCACACAGCGUACACGCUGACGACAGCAGGCUCAGAUGGAUUUCUGCGCAUGCUGCCGGUGUAUUGUGACCACGUCUUCUUUCCCACGCUCACAGACGCAGGCUUUGUGACAGAAGUAUACCAUAUUAAUGGCAAGCUGGAGGACGCCGGUGUCGUGUACUCCGAGAUGCAAGGGCGCGAGAACUCCAGUGCCGAUCUGAUGGAGCUCAAGACACAGCGCAUGCUGUACCCACGCACGUCCGCGUACCGCAGUGAGACAGGCGGGCUCAUGUCGGCGCUACGCGUGCUGACGAUCGAUGAGAUCCGCGAUUAUCAUGCCCAGUACUACGCGCCGCACAAUGCAGCGAUUGUGCUGUGUGGGCCACUUGACCGGACAGAGCUGUUUUCCGCGCUCCAAAGCAUUGAUGACCGGUUUGUACAGAUGGGCACCGCGAAGGGCGAGCUUGGGCCACCGGGAUGGAAGCGGCCAUUCGUGGAAACGGCAAGUGCCAUGCCGCCUGUCAUCGACGGCACAGAGCUUGCGGGCGCUGGCGUGGACGAUGCUGAUCCGCCAGCGAAUCGCGAUCGCCGGCGAGUGUUUGUCAACUUCCCGGAGCGGGACGAAAGCAUUGGCGAGGUGCAAAUCUCGUGGCUCGGGCCUACCAUGGAUGACAGCUUGGAGCUCCAGGCACUGGAUGUGCUGAGCACGUACCUGACAGAUUCGCCCGUAAGUCCGAUGCAGCAGGAGUUUGUCGAGCGUGACGAGCCGCUGUGUACCGACAUCUACAUCGGCAACAAUGAGCGCGCUGGUAGGACGGUGCUCUCUGCGUCGUUCAGCGCCGUCCCUACUGCGCAGCUGGAUGAGCUGGAUGGCCAUCUGGACCGGCUGCUGCGGCGGAUCGUGUCACAGGGCAUUGACAUGGCGCGGAUGAGGACCGUGCUGCGCCGUGAACGCGAGCGGCUCUUGAGCCAGCUGGAGAUGCGUCCCGCCGACUGUUUCUCCGACGUUCUGAUCCACGACUUUUUGUAUGGCCGCCAGGACGGCAGUGGCUUGGCCGACUCGCUCGAUGACAUGCGCCGCUUCGAUGCACUUGAUGACUAUUCGAGUGAGGCAUGGACCUCCCUGUUGACACGCUAUCUGAUCGAGAAUGCACGACUGGUGGUCGUGGGCCGCCCAUCAGCUGCGCUCGUGCAGCAGCUGAAGGACGAGACGCAGGCGCGUGUGGCGCAGCGGCGACAGGCGUGGGGUGAGCAAGGCGCACAGGCGUGUGAGCAAAAGCUCCAGCUAGCGCGUCAAGAGAAUGACGCACCGAUCCCGCCUAACAUGCUGCAGUCGUUCCGCAUUCCCUCCAGUGACACGAUAGCAUGGAUCAAACUGGCGACAGCUGAGAGUGGAUGUCGAGCGGCCGGCGAGUGCAAUGAGCCACUGUGCGACGUUGCCACCGCCGACGACAAGACAUUGCAGGCACAUGUCGAUGCCGAUGCGCCAUCGCCGCCCCUUUCGAUCCAGUUCGACCACAUUUCCUCGAAGUUUGUGCUUGUAUCUGUCGUCAUGGGUACCCAGAGUGUGCCGGACGACCUGCGUGCCUACCUGACGCUGUAUCUGUCGAUGGUGUUCUCGCUGCCAGUCCAACGGCAGGACGGCUCGUCGCUCAAGUACGAGGACGUCGUGAAGCAGCUGGACGAGGACGUGCUGGAAUACGACGCUACCAUCGGGAUUGGCUCGAGCUUUUCGGAGACGAUGGCUAUCGAGUUCAAGGCACCCGUUGCGCACUAUGAAAAAGUCGUCGCUUGGGUAUAUGACCUAUUGUGGCGCAGCGAGUUUUCUCUCGACCGGGUGCGCGUCGCUGCCGCGAAGCUGGCGCAGUCGCUGCCAGAGCAGAAGCGCGACGGACGCAUGGUCGCCUCGGCCCUCUCUCGCUCCAUGCUCUUUGACAACAGCACGUCGACCUGUGAAGCGAACACGAUCCUCCGUCAGGCACAGCGCGUGCCGGAGAUGGUCGACGCACUGCAAGAGGAGCCAGAGCGUGUGCUAGAGCACUUUAACACGGUCCGCAACGCACUAUUGCGCCCAGAGCAUGUGCGCAUCAGUGUGGCUGGCGACAUUCGGUCGAUUGCGCGCCCGCUCGAGCCAUGGCGCGCUUAUAUGCCACGUGCACUGGCGGAUGCUCCCCCGUCGUUGGUGCUUCGCCCGCUGCCGUGGGCAAGAGACAUCUGCACGGGCCUGGGACGCAAGCCGGCGCUCGAGGGCCGCAUGUGUGCUCUGCCGGCGAUCGAGAGCUCCUACGCUGUUUUCACCUCUCGUGGUCUGCGCGGCUACACGGACAAGGACUAUGCGCCCUUGGUCAUUACGCUGACGAUCCUGAAUGCGAUGGAAUCGUUCCUCUGGCGCUACAUCCGCGGCGCAGGCCUUGCGUACGGCGCGUCGAUCCGCAACGAUGCUGAGGCAGAGCAGAUCCACUUCCUCCUGUACCGUGCACCCAACGCGGCAAAAGCCUUCCUGGAGGGCCGUAAGGUCGUGCAGGCACUGGCCUACGGCACCGCUCUGGACGAUGGCUCCCACGUGGCACUGGACGAGACCAUGCUCGAGUCGGCCAACGGUGCAUGA
Malassezia globosa CBS 7966 is the source of this 2916-nucleotide messenger RNA. RefSeq lists its product as uncharacterized. Gene Ontology annotation, molecular function: metal ion binding. The record is from RefSeq and is a predicted model, not a curated record. Lineage: Eukaryota; Fungi; Basidiomycota; Malasseziomycetes; Malasseziales; Malasseziaceae. Bases 1 to 2916 code for a protein of 971 amino acids. The transcript has 2 exons.